This is a messenger RNA of Haemorhous mexicanus (house finch), 3475 nucleotides long. It is a transcript of the gene NUMB, whose product is annotated as NUMB endocytic adaptor protein. The record is from RefSeq and is a predicted model, not a curated record. NCBI's taxonomy places the organism in Eukaryota, Metazoa, Chordata, Aves, Passeriformes, Fringillidae. Gene Ontology annotation, molecular function: cadherin binding. The coding region runs from base 230 to 2245 and encodes 671 amino acids. The transcript has 11 exons.
CCUGUGGUGGGGCAGGGAGCAGAGCGGCUCGUCUUUUGUCAUCACCGCUCCUUAAAAUGUGCUGGGUGUACUUGCUUCCCCCGCCCUGCGGAAGAAAAAGAGAGGCGAUUCGCCUUGGUACGAUGCUGGUCUGUUCCUUGGCUGGGAAGCUUCGUUCUGGGAGUGCGCUCUAAGCGCGUUCAGAAAGUUAUUUUUUGUCUGAAGGCGUACGGACGUGAAAAUCUGAGAAAUGAACAAAUUACGGCAAAGCUUUAGGAGAAAGAAAGAUGUCUAUGUCCCAGAGGCCAGCAGGCCUCAUCAGUGGCAGACUGAUGAAGAAGGCGUUCGUACUGGCAAGUGUAGCUUUCCUGUUAAGUACUUGGGACACGUCGAAGUGGACGAAUCCAGAGGAAUGCAUAUCUGUGAAGAUGCUGUGAAGAGACUGAAAUCUCUACCUACAGUAAUAGCGCUCGACUUGUCCCCCCUGUUCCUCCAGGAAAGGAAGUUCUUCAAAGGCUUCUUUGGAAAAUCUGGGAAGAAAGCCGUCAAAGCAGUCCUGUGGGUUUCAGCGGAUGGACUCCGAGUUGUAGAUGAGAAAACAAAGGAUCUUAUAGUUGAUCAGACGAUAGAGAAGGUUUCUUUCUGCGCACCAGACAGGAACUUUGACCGGGCGUUCUCAUACAUCUGCCGAGAUGGCACAACGAGGCGCUGGAUCUGCCACUGCUUUAUGGCCGUGAAGGACACGGGGGAAAGGUUGAGUCACGCCGUGGGCUGCGCAUUUGCAGCGUGCCUGGAGCGAAAGCAGAAGCGAGAGAAGGAGUGUGGAGUGACUGCCACCUUUGAUGCCAGCAGAACCACGUUCACUAGAGAGGGGUCAUUCAGGGUCACUACAGCUACUGAGCAAGCAGAGAGAGAGGAAAUUAUGAGACAGAUGCCGGAUGCUAAAGCAGUUGAAACAGAAGUGAAAACAGUAGCACCAGGUGCUGCACCAAACAAUACUGCCCCCUCUUCUGGCUCACCAACCUCUCCUACUGCUGAAGUUGCUGCCUCUCUGGAUAAAGAAAUGAGCAACCCCCACGCUAUCCCACGGCGGCACGCCCCCAUAGAGCAGCUUGCCAGGCAAGGCUCUUUCAGGGGCUUCCCUGCCCUGAGCCAAAAGAUGUCUCCUUUUAAACGCCAGUUGUCUUUGCGAAUAAACGAGCUGCCUUCAACAGUGCAAAGGAAGACUGAUUUCCCCAUGAAAAACUCAGUCCCAGAGGUAGAAGGGGAAACAGACAGCAUUAGUGCCCUGUGCUCUCAGAUCACCAGUGCUUUCAGCACACCAUCAGAAGAUCCUUUCUCUUCGGCCCCCAUGACAAAACCAGUGACAGUAGUUGCACCACAGUCUCCUGCCUUUCAAGUUAAUGGCACUGACUCUGCCUUCUGUGUGCUUGCUGCUAAACCAUCCCAAGCUGCUGUAGUGUCCACAGCUAUGCCAGUUCGUGAAACCAAUCCUUGGGCUCAUGCUCCUGCUGCUAAUACUGGAGCUGCAGCCGUGGUCGCCGGCACCGAAUGGAGCAGCACCUCCUCAGGUGCAGCCUCACCGAGUCUCUUCCAAGGAAAUCACAGACGUACUCCCUCAGAGGCAGACCGCUGGUUGGAAGAGGUCUCAAAGACUGUCAGAGCCCAGCAGCAGCCAACCUCAGCCCCAGCCCCACAGCCACUGCUCCAGCCUCCUCCAGCAGCUCCAGCCUCCCAGUCAGCACCAGCCUUCCCAGUCAGCACCUUCAUUGCGCCUCAGCCUGUGCCGGUGGGCGUGGUACCGCCCAUGCAGCCGGCAUUUAUUCCGGCUCAGCCCUAUGCUGUAGCAAAUGGGAUGACCUAUGCAGCCCCAAGCGUCCCCGUGGUCGGGAUCACACCUUCCCAGAUGGUGGCCAACGUCUUUGGUACUGCCAGCCACGCUCCGGCGGCCCACCCGCACCAGUCCCCCAGCCUGGUGAAGCAGCAGUCGGUCCCUCAGUACGACAGCAGCAGCAGCAGCGCCACUGCCAGCCCCUUCUUCCACCCGCCCGCGCAGCACAACGGCUCCGCUGCCUUCAACGGCGUGGAGGGGGGCAAGUGGGCUGCCGAGGACAAGCAUUCGCAGCCCCCCGCGCCCGCCCCGCAGGUCGACCCCUUCGAGGCGCAGUGGGCGGCUCUGGAGGGCAAGGCCAAGCAGCGCACCAACCCCUCCCCCACCAACCCCUUCUCCAGUGACCUACAGAAGACAUUCGAGAUCGAACUCUGAGCGCUCCUGGGGGGGCGGAUAAAUUGUACAUUAGGCUAGAGGGAUAAAGGGAGCAGAGGGGACUGUUUCUGAUCAGUUUGCUUUGAUAAUCCCAACGGUCCCUUCAAACAAAAUGGGUUAGAAAGAGGGAGCAAUUAUGGGGAGGAUGGAAACACACAGAGAAUUUAAUGUGCAGUUCUUAAAAGGAAUCCUGGAGCCACCCCAGUCUGCGUUCCCUCGUCUCUUGGAAAGCUGGAAGUCAAAUGGAGCGAAGAAAGGCACCCAGUCCCAAAGCCCGUUCUGCAGAAACAUCAAUCAUCUCACAGAAAGGAAGGCAGAUGUUUGUACCUGUGUCCUCCUGAUGCCCUGCAAGCCCUGGAUGUUCCCCCUCAGGGAAAAAUUGGGUAGGGUGGGGGGGUGGAGAUGGGUGGGAUGUUGUCACCUUAGCAAAAGCUAGGUUUGUGGAAAAAGUUGAGCUUCCAUUUUGAGUAACAAAGUGAAUAUUAUAUGUAAAGAAUAAAGUAAAGCCAAAAUCUUUAUUUUUAUGCAUUUAGAAUAUUUUAAAUAGUUGGAUAUUAAAAGCUGUAUGAGUUGUAAGUAAUCUUGCCAAAGGUUAAAAAACAAGGGGGUUGGAUGUAAGAAAUUGUACAUAAGAUUGAUUUAUCGCUGAUUCUUAUAGUAAGUAAUAUUGGGGGGGUGGAAAAAGGGGCUCUAGCUUGUUCUUGUAUCUGUUCAUUGUAAGUAGCAUAUUGCAACAACAAUCACAACCAAUAAGUCAUUAUAUCGUAGUUUUAAAUAAAGAAAAUUAAAGAACAGUAUUGUCAUGGUUUGAAAACCAUGGGGAGAAUUUACUGUUUUUUAUUGGAAUCAGUCUACAUAUUCUAUAUAGUAUGGAUUUUUUUCCUUUCAUAUAUUGCUGCAGUUUCUUUGUCUUAAUCUAUUGGUUCUAACACUACUGUGACAACUUACUGUCAUCAUAUCUACAGCCCAGGGCUGCCUGGGAAACCAUUUUAUGUUUGUCUGUCAAUAGUUCUUAGAGGUUUUUAACUUUGGUUUUAUUUUUUCCCACUGAUUUGUGAAACCUUGUGGUUAAGGCUGCAGCUGGUCCAGGUUCUGCCUCUGGUGACUUGUGAAAACCAUCUCAUUUUAACUUUACUUUUAAACUUUGGCCUUACAAGCAAAUGUAAGUUAUAUAUAUUUGUACUGAUGAUUUAUAAUCUGCUUUAACAGAAAUAAAUGUUGGUGGUAGAA